This is a messenger RNA of Closterium sp. NIES-67, 2680 nucleotides long. The record is from the annotation of a GenBank genome assembly. Lineage: Eukaryota; Viridiplantae; Streptophyta; Zygnematophyceae; Desmidiales; Closteriaceae.
CUGUCACAUCACAUUCCUCGUCGCAUCAUCAUCGCAUCGCAUCGCAUCGCAUCGCAUCGCAUCGCAUCGCGUCGUAUCGCGUCGCAAGGCAAGGCUUCGCAACGGCGGAGUACUAUAAACGCUACCAUGGCUCCAAGGACGGACCCGGCGCCUGCCGCUCCCCCGAGCUGCACCCGCGCGUGCCUCACGAGGAGACUCAACUCGCCUGCGAGCUCGUUCGGUACAAUCUCAGCCGCUCAUCCGAUCCCCGCCGCUCACCAGAUGUCCGCUUAUUGUUCGUGUGAAAGCCUGUAUUCACGCGGGGCGUUACUAUCGGAGGACUUGGACUUGCUUAUCCCCUUCGCGCGGCCCACGCGGUGAUAUCAACAGCGGAUAUCAACUGACUGAAAUGGAUAUCUGGAGCGCUGCUACCAGUGUGCGUGCGGCAUGCUUGCGUGCCGUAUUCACGGCUUUGCGCGUACCAGCGUCGAGUGACGCCGUGGCUCUUGCUCUGGCUUGAUAGCGAGCUAGGGUAUUCAUUCCAACGGCCUUAGCUCGCCAUUCACGGGGUCUAGCAGCAAACAGCAAACAGCAGCAUCAUCCGAGCCCUCCUCCAGAGCCCUUCUCCCGUGCCUCGCCUUCGUUCCUCCGCGCCCCCUUUCCCUUGACCGUUUCUGCGACGCCCGGCGCGAUGGGCGACGAGGGCUGCGACGAGGCGGGAGCGGAGUGGGCGGCGUCGCUGCUGUCGCACGAGAGCGAGCCGGAGUGGGCGCAGGUGGCGGGCAUGGCCAGCGACCUCGUCGUCACCAUCGGCCACCGCGCCUUCCACGUGCACCAGUACCCACUCUUCUCCCUGUCCACAGUGAUCGCCAACGCAGCGUCGUCAUCGGACACGGGGCUCAUGCGCGUGGACCUGUCCUUCCUGCCCGGGGGCGCGCUCGCCUUCAUCCCCAUCGCCUGCUACUGCUACGGCCGCCCCUGCCGCCUCUCGCCACGCUCCGUGCUGCUCGUGCGCUCUGCAGCAUCGCUGCUGGAGAUGAGCGCGUGUGGGCCGAGCCACUCGGUGCCGCUGCCGCAGCUGGCGGGUGAGCGCAUGCAGCAGUUUCUGCAGAGCUGGCCGCACUGCCUGCACGUCCUCGCAUCUUGCAGCGCCCUCCCACCAUCUAACGACACCAGGGCUGCUCGGGCGUCUGCUGCUGAAGCUGCUGCCACCCUGCUGGUCACUGGCGACAAAGCUGCAGCAGGAGAAGCGGCGGACAAGCAUGGUCCCCUCAUGCACCUCGCCCUCAAGGACUUCUGCCUUGUGCUCAUGAGUGCGCAGAAGCAGGGCAUGGGGCCAGCGCAGCUGAGCAGCAUACUGGAGCAGUACUACUGGCAGUGGACGGACGACUGGAGGCAGCAGGGGCGGCAGCAGCAGCAGUCGGAGGCGAGGCAGAAACAGCAGAGGGACACUGCCUAUGGAGAUCUCCCCCUGGUCACUGAUAAGCUCGACUGGCAAGAGGCCUUUAGGCAGGCCCUGCAGCAUCUGUGUCGCCUGCUGCCCCACCCCGCCAGCACGCCUCUCUCCACGGACCUCCUCUUCCACCUCCUCUCCCUCGCGUGCCUCUGCGCCAUGCCGCGCUCCUCCCUGCUCUUCCUCUACCAAGCGGCAGCAGAGAGGCUCACUCGCGAUGUUAGUGUGGAGGAGCACCUGCUGUCGCUGCCCGUUUCCUAUGCCCAGGCCAUAGUGACAGCAUUCGUGGCGGCUCAAGAGGCGCGACCCCCCCUGCAGUCUCAGAGCGACCUGACCAGAGGAGCGGCUCUCAUAGACGAAUUCCUCACAUGCUGGUGCCACGCCAUGCAUCAACCGACGCACUCCAUUGCCUCUGCUGCUAGCGGCGGCAGCAGCAGCCCUAGAAGCAGCGGUGGCAGCGCUCCAACUGGCAACAGAAGCGCCAGUAGCACACUAACAGAUAGCAACCCCAGUAGCAGCAGCAGGAGCAACAGCGGCAGCAGCUCUAGCAGCAGCAGCAUGGGUGCAAGAGUGAGCGUAGGAGACUUCAAGCGGCUAGUGAGGGCGUUUCCUGCUCACGCGCGUGCCAGCCACGACGCGCUGUGGGGGGCUGUGAGCGCGUUUGCUGCGGGGGGGGAGGAUGAAGCGGAUGUGCUGAGCCUGUGCGAGGUGGUUCAGGUGGAGAGGAUGGCGCGCGCUGUGCAAGAUGCCGCCGUUGCGUGCCCGCACACACCGCUCGCGUUCACCGUGCGGGUGCUCUGCACACAGAACCAGGCACUGAAGACAGGAUCCCAGGGGUGGAUGGAUGAGAUCAGCAGCCUCAAGGACGAACUUCAACAGGCCUUCCAGGAGGUGGAGGAGGAGAGGCAGAAGCGGCGGGGCGCGGAGCAGCAGGUGGAGGUGGAGAAGGCGGCAGGGAGGCAGGGGCAAGAGGCGAUGCUGAGCAAGAUGAGGGAGCUCGUGGAGGAGGUGCGGGUGCUGCGCACUCAAAACUCCGAUCUAAGGCAGAACCUCGCCAUUCUGCAGGCGUCCAUGACUGUCAAAAAGAAAACGCUUUUUCUCAAGAAGUAGGAGCAUGAGAAGUGUGUAACGGUUGGUAGAUGCAGUAGAUUCAACGAGGGUAUAUAGUGCUGUGUCAUUUGUGGAUUUGGUAGAAGUUGUGUUAUAACAAAAACCAGAACAUGUGGUGAACAAACAGACGAGGCACUG